GUCACCUUGAGCCUACACUGGGAGGGCGCUGACACUGGCUGCAGCAGCGCAACGGGCCUUGCAAUCGCAGAGAGUCCACUGGCACUGGGUGGCCACAUGAUCACCAUCAUGAACUUGCGGCCAGAGAUUGGGGAAGUGCUGCGAAACCACCCCGAGAGGAUCUACGCCCUCUGGCGCGCGAAAGUCAAGAUCAGUGCCGAAGCAGAACAGCUGGAGCGAGACUGCCUCUUUCCGAAAGCUGGGAAGGGCGGGUCUCUGGCCAUCAAUG
Symbiodinium pilosum is the source of this 268-nucleotide messenger RNA. The record is from the annotation of a GenBank genome assembly. NCBI's taxonomy places the organism in Eukaryota, Dinophyceae, Suessiales, Symbiodiniaceae.